CCUCGGAGGCGCUGCCCACGGCCCGGCACGCAUAGCCGACGGAGAUGGCGCCCGCCCUGUGGCUCUUCCUCGGCCUCGCUGGACGGCUGACGGCGGCCCUCUCAGGUCCGCAGCCCCCAGCCACAACCACACCCGGCCAGCACAACGCCAGCAGCAGCGAGGCCCCGGAGCCAGGUCUCGGGGUGCGCCUGGCCAACCGGAGCAGCCACUGCCACGGGGAGGUGGAGGCCAGGCUCGGGGCCCGCUGGGCGCCUGCGUGCGCGGCGCAGUGGGACCACCAGGCAGCACCAGUCCUGGCGCCUGACCGGGGGCGGUGACCGCUGCGAGGGGCAAGUGGAGGUGCACUUCCGCGGGGUGUGGAGCACCGUGUGCGACAGCGAGUGGUACGGGCCGGAGGCCGACGUGCUGUGCAGGGCCUUGGGCUGCGGACGGGCGGAGGACCGGCCCCCGGGGCAGCCGCACUCGCUGCCCGGCAAGAUGUUCUACUCCUGCAAGGGCGAGGAGGCCACGCCCUCUCUCUGCGUCUGGCGGUUCAACAACUCCAACCUGUGCAGACAGUCGCGGGCGGCCAGGGUGCUCUGCUCAGGUUCCCAGGCACGGUACAACCUAUCCUCGCCCCCGGGCACCCCCAGCGUUCAGCCGGUGACCGUAGAAUCCUUGGUGACGGUGAAGACGGAGAAGGAGCCCGGGGCGCGGGUGCUGCUCGUGCUCAGCCUGGUCCUGGGCGUCCUGCUCCUCGGCGCGCUGGUGGCCCUCGCCGUCGUCCUCCUGAGAGUUAAGGGGAAAUACGCCCUCCCUGCGACCGGGAACCACCAGCACCUCCUGCCUGCCAUCCCAGCAGGGAGCAACAACUACCACGCGGUCCCCAUCACCGUCCCCAAAGAGGAAGCUCCCCAGCUGCUGUCCCCAGGCCGGGCCCCGUCCCCCGAGGACUCGUCCUCCGACUCCGGCUCCGACUACGAGCACUACGACUUCAGCGCCCAGCCACCCGUGGCCCUGACCACCUUCUACAAUUCCCAGCGGCACCGGGUCUCGGAGGCAGAGGCCCAGCAGAGCCGGUUCCAGAUGCCGCCCUUGGAGGAAGGACUUGAGGAGCUGCAUACUCCUCCCAUGCCAGCCACCCUGCCAGGACCCUGUGCCUCAGACACCACCCCAGGGGACCUCAGGCAUCAUCAGGGUGGUGGCAGCGGGUCCAGCACAUCUUCCGGGGAGGACUACUGUAACAGCCCCCGCAGCAAGCUGCCACCUUGGAGCCCCCACGCGUUUCCCCCGGAGCUGGCCCCGGGCCUGGAGCUGGCUGGGUCGCAGAUGCCUUUCCCGGGUGGUGGUCCCCCGGCAGACGACAGCUCCAGCACCUCGUCCGGGGAGUGGUACCAGAACUUCCAGUCGCCGUCCCAGCCCCGGCCCACGGAGCAGUUUGAGUGUCCAGGCCAACAGCCGGACGACUCCUCCUCCGGGGAUGACUACGACGACAUCGGAGCAGCCUAGUGGGGUCUCCGCCGCGGCUGCCAGGAGGUCCCCCCACUACCCCCUGCUCCCGGCCCCCCAGAUCACCCGAGUGGGGCUAAGGCCUCCCCAGGGACGACAGGACCCAUGCUGUCCCUCAAAACAGGCAAGCGGCGUGGUGGUGCACGCCUGUGAUCCUCAAACUGGGGAGGCAGAGGCAGGAGGAUCGACACAAGUUCAAGGCCGAUCUGAACGAGCUAUCGAGACCCCAUCUCAAACGAACAAUCACACAGGCCAGGCGGGGGUCUCGGUGAGUUUAUUGUGAAGCAGAUACAGACUUCUGGCUUCUCUGGACGCCUUUCCGAGCCCUCGGAGGUGACCGGCACUCGGGCCCCCGGCGAUUCUGAUGCUCCUGCGCAGCUCGCUCAGAAGUCGCCGACAGCUGCAGACUGUCUUCCUGUCCCUUGAGCCAGUCAGUGUGUCCUUGGGGGCUCCCAGCGCCGGAGACACUCCAGGAGUUCCUCACUGCACCGCGGCCCGGCUGAGGCGGGAGGAUCCGUGCGGAAAUCUUUUCUGAUGUCCCCAGGAUGGGGCCCCGUGGCCAGGCGUGUAGCAUGGCUGGGGGCUGUGCACCCUGUGUGGUCUUGUGCACCCUGUGUGGUCCUCAGCAUGCAGCCUGGGGUGCUCCCCCUGCCCCCCGCCUGGCCUGGGACUCACACAGACGUCUGCUUCAGAACUCGCUCCCGUCCCCAUGUCGUGAAAGACACUCAGCUGGGUGGCCAGGGCCCAGCCUGGACCUCUGCGGCAGCCGCCCGAGGGUGACACCACGCCUGUCCCGUCUGAUGGUCUCCUGGGCGCCUGUGUGGAAUCGGGGAGCACGGAGAGGCGGGGGCCCUGGCGGGCAGCGUGAUCUGCAGCACAGGCCGUGCCUGGAGCGGCGCGUGGCACGGGGCCAGGGUGGGAGCACUCACGGGGUGCCGGGCAGCGCCGUCCCCGCGGGCCUUGCGCUCUGAACCUGCACACUGAGCUGGCUCGGCUCCAGUGAGUCCCCUUAAAGCACAGCCGGCGUGACGGGGUCACUGAGCCCCGAGUGGCCCCCGUGCUCUGCUCAUCUGUCGGAGUCCUGGCCCGGGGCCGUGGGACCCCGCUUCCUGGGACCCCGCCUGGACACCCGGCCUGAACCACAAUUCGUCGUCUUACUUCCAAUAAACACUCUCCUAACUGCC
Messenger RNA from Chinchilla lanigera (long-tailed chinchilla), 2672 nucleotides. RefSeq names its product CD6 molecule (gene Cd6). The record is from RefSeq and is a predicted model, not a curated record. Lineage: Eukaryota; Metazoa; Chordata; Mammalia; Rodentia; Chinchillidae. Gene Ontology annotation, cellular component: membrane.